AUGGAGGGCCGUUGUCCACAAAUGUGCGCUGGUCAGCUGAUCGCAGCAUUGACACCAUGCGCGAACAAACACCCACCCAGCGCAAGUACCGGCUACGAUUUGCAAGAAAAAUUAAGUAACAUGGAACGAGAAAUGAAGGCCAUGCACAAAGAUCUUUGCUCUGUUAAACAGCGCACUGAGAAAGGCAGCUCCGCCGCCCCAGCAGGCGGAAAAAAUCCUUGUUGCUCUUGUGGUAAGAAAACACCAAAAGAACCCACGCCAGACAUCAACGAGUUGAAGGCCGAGAUCGAGAAAUUGAAAGAUACAAAUAGAGAGCUAUGUGAUGAAUUAGAAGACUGUCGUCUACAAGCUCAGGAUACCAUGGACCAGAUGGAUGAAUAUCGUAAGAAGUAUUUACAGGCCCAACAGUUUGUCGAGGAAUUGCGGAGACAAGUAGAUAUUCUGGAACGUGAUAAUAUGCGCAUCAGCGAACAAGUCAAUCAAGAACUGCAACGCGUUAAGAAAAUGUUUCAGGAUAAACUUCAGGAGCUGUCACCUUUACCAUUCAUACUGGAAACUACUCAACUAAAAUGUCAAGAAGCUUUGGAUGAGAAAGCUAAGCUCGAAAAGUGCAUGGAACAGAUGCGAAUAGAGAUGGGUUCUUGCAAGGAAAGAGAACGGUGUCUCAUGUGCGAAUUGGAUUCAUCAAGAUUAACCCAGAAAUCGUUAGAAGAAGACAACGCAGCUUUGAUGGCAAAUGUUAAAUCUAUUGAAACCAAAUACAACGAUUUACGUAACCAGAUGGAGUCGGAACUUCAAGGUUGCGCGGACAGCAUGUCGAGGAUCAAGGAGCUGGAACAACAAUUAUCAGAAGCACAAAGAGCUGUUCAGCAACUAAACACGGUACGUGAAGAAUGUGCAAGACAGGUUCAGAGAUUGAAAGAUCGCCACGAGGUCCAGAAGAAAAUGCUGCAAGAAAGAGUUUUCUCAUUGGAAAAGGAUUUAGCUUUGAAUCGUGCUGCGGCGAGAUCCGCAAUAAACGAUCGUGAUGAAAUUCGACAACGCAUGCAAUGCCAGAUCAACGUCCUAAGUGAACACUUUGAAGACGCACAACAGGAAAUCGAAGCCCUUCGUGGCCAUGUAACAGUAUUAAAAAAUUCUUAUACCAAUAUUUUGUCGCAAGGAAACGGUCUGGCAGGUCCAACAAAAGCCCCUGCAGAAGCAGCUGAUGCUGAUGAUGAUGAUGAUGAUGAUUGGGAGGAAGGUGGUGAUGAUGACUCUUCUGAAGCUGAUGACGAUGGACGAGUUUAUAAAAAUCCAAGGAAUUCACCAUCACCUGAUUGUCCAAGGGAUGAGGAACAAGCCACUUUACUAGGUCAGAAAUGUCUUCGAAAAUGUUCUUCAGACGAGGAUUGCAAGUCUAAGAAGAAGAAAUGUUUGUGUGAUGGAGCGUGUGGCAUGUCUUGCAUUAAACCAGACAAUCUGAACUCGCGCAGACCUUCAGUUUAG
Ctenocephalides felis (cat flea) is the source of this 1488-nucleotide messenger RNA. RefSeq names its product myosin-9-like. The coding region runs from base 1 to 1488 and encodes 495 amino acids. Lineage: Eukaryota; Metazoa; Arthropoda; Insecta; Siphonaptera; Pulicidae. Gene Ontology annotation, biological process: regulation of cilium assembly. The transcript has 4 exons. Gene Ontology annotation, cellular component: centrosome; extracellular region. The record is from RefSeq and is a predicted model, not a curated record. Gene Ontology annotation, molecular function: peptidase inhibitor activity.